AUGGGUUCCACAGUUGCCAGCCGCGUGUUGCUGCUCCUCUUGUGCCUGGCCGUCGGCGACGCGGUUCGCCAUGACGUAGCGGGUGCUGCCCGGGAGUAUGAGAAGCAAGAGCACGAGCGCAUUGAGCACGAGCAUGUCCAGGCAGUUCUCGCGGACAGAACCAGCGAAGUUCUGCGGCGUGUGAUGGUGAUUGCUGGAAGGUGCUGGUCGGCGUGCUUCCCGGAGAUCCGAGUGCUGCAGGGACUGCUAACAUGGGAGAAAGGUCCACAGCAUCUCGAACCGCUCGCUCCCUUGAAAAGUUUGGUCUUCGACAAGUUGGUAAGCGAGGGUUCCUUUGGGCAAGUCUUCGGUGGCACUUGGUGCGGUCGCAGAGUGGCCAUCAAGGUGUUGCGCAGUGAGAGCAGCGGCAUCGAGGAGGCGAUGUUAAUGAAGUCGUUGUGUCACCCCAAUGUGGUCGAGGCAAUUUUCUUCGCGGAGGUGGCACACGAGUUGAUGGGCAUGCAAGUUUGGUUGGUGCAGGAGUUUUGCGAGUGUGGCACAUGGGGCAGCCACUGCGUUUCGCCUCGCAAUGCGUGGGCUGGCCUGUGCGAGGCACGGGAUAUGUGUGUGGAGGUGUGCUCAGCAUGCAACUGGCU
Molecule: messenger RNA, 635 nt
Organism: Symbiodinium necroappetens
Lineage: Eukaryota; Dinophyceae; Suessiales; Symbiodiniaceae
Source: the annotation of a GenBank genome assembly